Molecule: messenger RNA, 1002 nt
Organism: Pieris macdunnoughi
Lineage: Eukaryota; Metazoa; Arthropoda; Insecta; Lepidoptera; Pieridae
Source: the annotation of a GenBank genome assembly
AUGAUUGAUGACAUUAUUUUUUCACCCGUUACAGUUGUUGAACACUCGAGACCCCGUGUGUGCUCGCUGCCUGAGAAGCCGUACAACCCUCGGGUCUCUGAUGACCUCUACAGACUUCGAACGUUCUCUAUUACCAAUAAGGGUGGGGUGGUAAAUUGCGGUGACUCUAUAUGCAAUCGACGUAGCCGUUCCAACACCUCAGUCAAUUCCACUAACAGCAGGGCUUCAGAUAGGUCUCCAUUCGAUGGUUCAUGUUGUUCUGGAUACAGGCCCGUGGACUCCAGCAGCCUCACCACACCCGAUGAAGACGACUUGGAUCCCAUACCAAAAUAUCGAGUGGUGCUGUUAGGAGACGCAGGAGUUGGCAAAACGGCACUGGUCUCCCAGUUCAUGACGUCGGAGUAUAUGAACACGUAUGAUGCUAGUCUGGACGACGAGUUCGGUGAAAAAUCCGUGUCCGUACUACUUGAUGGAGAGGAGUCCGAGCUCAUAUUCAUCGAUCAUCCGAGUACAGAAAUGUCUGUGGAGAACUGCCUUUCAACCUACGAGCCGCAUGCCUGCGUCGUGGUCUACUCGGUUGUCGCCAAAAGCUCAUUCACCAGGGCAGCAGAACUGCUGGCGUACCUCGCAAGAGAACAAUUCACUUGUGAUAGAACUGUUGUCUUGGUUGGAAAUAAGGCGGAUCUGGCAAGGGCACGACAGGUUACUACUAAUGAAGGAAAAGCUUUAGCCACAUCGCGUGAUUCCAAGUUUAUUGAAACAUCCUCUGGAAUUCAACACAACGUGGAUGAGCUUUUGGUUGGGAUUCUAAAACAGAUACGUUUGAAAGAGAGCAGAGAGAAGAAACAAGCAAAGAAGAUCGGUAAACAGGACGCAAAACCUUCAAAGUUGGCCAGCUCCCGUACCCACAUAUCUCUCAGCAUCGCCCGGGAGCUCCUUCAUAAAAUCUGUAUCAACGAUAUCUCAAAAUCAAAAUCCUGUGAAAAUCUUCAUGUACUGUAA